Capsicum annuum is the source of this 3902-nucleotide messenger RNA. Its product is annotated as G-type lectin S-receptor-like serine/threonine-protein kinase At1g11330. Lineage: Eukaryota; Viridiplantae; Streptophyta; Magnoliopsida; Solanales; Solanaceae. The record is from RefSeq and is a predicted model, not a curated record. Gene Ontology annotation, molecular function: protein serine/threonine kinase activity; ATP binding. The transcript is spliced from 7 exons. Bases 963 to 3425 code for a protein of 820 amino acids. Gene Ontology annotation, biological process: recognition of pollen; protein phosphorylation.
AUCAGGAUAAAUCUUCGUGUUUUUUACUUCAACUUCGUCUUGUGAAGUGUAUUAAUUUGCAGGCAAGUCGAUUGUGAAGGCUUAAUAGUCGACUCACAGAAAAUUUCAAUUUCCCCCUCUUGAAUUUCAAUUUUUACUCUGUAUGACUUAAAGAGGAUAUUUAGUAGGCGUUUGGACAUGCGAUUUGAAAUUAGUGUUUGGACAUGCAAUUUUCAUCCAUCUCAGACAUGACGUACAAAUAACAAAACCUUUUUACCAUUCAUAGGUGUGGUGUGAUGGUUGGAAUUUCUCCAACUUUAAUUCGUAGUCUCAGCUUGAAGCCCUGGUAAUGGAGAACUUUUGGUGGGGGCGCUUUUACAAGUAUGUGGAGUGAACUUGGAUUAGUCGAGCCAGUGAGUUUUAGAUACUAAAUGUCUAAAGGAAAAAACUGUAAAAUCCUUUUCUUGCAAUCGUUCUUGUUGUAUGAAAACUCAAGGAACUAAAUAUUUUACAUGUUUUGGUAUAGCCUUGAUUGUUUACUUCAGUGUUAUAUUCUAGACUGUGCAGGGAGAGAAAUUGUAUUCAUCAUUGUUUACGUUAGUGUGGAAAAAAUGAGAAAACAAUUCUCUUGAAAAAGUCUUUUCUCAAAAUAAAAAAAAAUUGUUCAUUCAGACUGGAAUUUUUAAGUCUUGACGGUAUGGACCUGAUUUGCAGAAGAUGCAAACAAGUCUCAUUUCUUUGACAUUUGCCUUGUCAAAGAACAUUUUGCAGUGUUCAUAUUAAGUCAAUUUUUCCAUUGGCCUGAAAGUCUCCGAUUGACAUGUGAUAGCUCUUUGAGGUUGACCAAAUGCUUUUAUAAUGGACUUUGACAAUUUGGAAACUUGUGAUAGUGGACUUUGACAACUUAUUGUGCUUUGGUAAAGAUAGUAGAUCCAAAAGAAGUCUUACAGUACGAUAAUAGGAAAGCUUGGAAAACCAAAAAGAUGACCAACAGCAGAAAAAAUGUGCAACAUUCUGUUCAUGCCAUUCUUGUUAUUCUUCAUUGUUUCAAUACAGGAUUAAGCACAGAAGUAGAUAGCAUUACUAGCACUCAAUCUCUGAGAGAUCCUGGAAUUUUACUGUCCCCAGGAGGCUUCUUCAAAUUGGGAUUUUUCAGUCCUCUAAACAGCACUAAUAGGUAUGUUGGUAUUUGGUACAAUUUUUCUGAUACAGUUGUUAUUUGGGUGGCUAAUAGGGACAAACCUUUAAAAGAUUCUUCUGGGGUUGUGGAGAUAACUGGUGAUGGAAAUGUCGUCGUUACAAACCGAGAAGAGGAGAUUCUUUGGUCAUCGAAUGUUCCAACCUCUCAGGUAAACUCAGUCGCCCUUCUCCAAGAUUCCGGGAACUUUGUUCUUGUAGAUCAUCUGAACAACGAGAGCACAAUAUGGCAGAGUUUUGAACAUCCUGCUGAUUCAAUUGUCCCUAAAAUGAGAAUAAGUGAAAACACAAGGACAGGGGAGAGGGUAGAAGUAAAAUCUUGGAGAAGCCCUUGGAAUCCUAAUUUCGGAAAUUUUUCUUUAGGAAUGAACUCUCGAAUCAUUCCUCAGAUGUAUAUCUGGAAAGGCAGCCACCCCUACUGGCGAAGUGGUCAAUGGAAUGGCCAGAUCUUCAUCGGAGUGCAGGAUAUGUAUUCUGUGUCGAUUGAUGGAUUCAGUGUAGUGAAUGAUCGCGAAGGUACUGUAUAUCUUACUGGCCCUGUUGGUUUUAAUUUCUUAAUGAAAUUCAUUUUGGAUUGGAAAGGAAACCUGGUUCAAUCAUAUUGGGAUGGGAAUGAGACAAACUGGAAGAUGAUAUGGUCAGCUCCCAACAACAAUUGUGAAGUUUAUGGAACGUGUGGUCCAUUUGGGAGCUGCAAUUAUUUGGAGUCGCCCAUCUGUUCUUGUCUGAAAGGUUUCGAGCCAAAGCAUUGGGAAGAAUGGCAAAAGGGGAACUGGACUAGUGGAUGUGUUAGGAGGAGAGCUUUGCAAUGUGAAGUAAAGAAUAAAAAUAACUCGGAGGAUUCAAGUAAAGAAGACGGAUUUCAAAAGAUGGAGUUAAUGAAAUUGCCUGAUUUUGCUGAAAGUUCAUCUACUGCAGAAGACCAAUGUAGAAGCCAAUGCUUGGGAAAUUGUUCCUGCAUAGCGUAUGCAUAUGACUCAGGUAUCGGCUGUAUGUCAUGGAGUAAAAACUUGAUUGAUAUUCAGCAGUUCCAAAGCUGGGGGAAAGAUCUCUAUAUUCGCGUGGCACAUUCAGAGCUUGAUCAUCAUGAAGACAGAAAGAAAAUUAUAAUUCCAGUAAUCUUUGGUUUUCUUGCACUCUGUGUUUGUUUGUUCCUUUGCUGUACAAAGAUGACCAGACGUAGAGGAGUGAAAAGAAAGGAGGUAAUUUUACUUGGUGACAGAAAUGCAGUUCAUAUGGAAGAGUUACCAGUCUUCAACCUUGAUAUGCUUGCAAAUGCAACAUCCCAAUUCCAUGAGGAUAAUAAGCUUGGUCAGGGCGGUUUUGGUCCAGUUUAUAGGGGAAAAUUGGAAGAUGGGAAGGAAAUAGCAGUCAAACGGCUUUCAAAAGCCUCUGGACAAGGGCUGGAGGAGUUCAUGAAUGAAGUGUCGGUGAUCUCUAAAGUCCAACAUAGAAACCUUGUUAGACUCUUGGGAUGUUGUGUGGAUAAAGAAGAGACAAUGUUGAUUUAUGAAUAUAUGCCAAAGAAAAGCUUGGAUGUGUUUCUAUUUGAUGAAGGACAUCGAGGUAUUUUGGAUUGGAGGAAACGUUCCACUAUAAUUGAAGGGGUUAGUCGAGGACUCCUUUAUCUUCACAGAGAUUCAAUAUUGAAGAUAAUUCAUAGAGAUCUGAAGCCAAGUAACAUUUUGCUCGAUAAUAACUUCAAUCCAAAGAUUUCAGAUUUUGGCAUGGCUAGGAUUUUCGGAUCUGACCAAGAUCAAGCAAACACAAGGAGAGUAGUUGGUACUUACGGAUACAUGGCCCCCGAAUAUGCAAUGCAGGGAAGAUUCUCUGAGAAAUCCGAUGUUUUCAGCUUUGGAGUUUUAGUGUUAGAGAUCAUAAGUGGCCGAAAAAGUACAAGUUCUUGGAGUGAGACACCCUCUUUGAGCCUUUUGGGAUAUGCAUGGAAGUUAUGGAAAGAACAAGACUUGUCAACUUUCAUCGAUCCAUUCAUAUUGAACCCGAGCACGGAAAUGGAGAUCAGAAAAUACAUGCAGAUUGGUUUACUGUGUGUUCAAGAAUUUGCUGAAGACAGGCCAAGUAUUUCAUCUGUUCUUGUCAUGCUUACUGGUGAAACUACAAGUCUUCCAGCACCAUUACAACCUGCUUUUACAGAUAAACAUGCUAGUUUCUUCAAAAUGUGCAAUGAGAAUAGAGAAGCUAAGAGUACUUUGAACAGUAUCAGUAUCACAAAUCUUACUGGUAGAUAACAUGAGUAUACAAAAAUUACUUUUUGAAGAUUUGUACAUUUAUCACUCUACAUGAUAAUCCAUCCGUCUCAAUUUGUGUGACCCCUUUUUAAUUCUGUGAUGUUUCAAAAUGCUUGAUGCCAUUCAUUUCUUGAUUACAUGUUAAAUAUUAGUGUUUAUUCAAAUAUCGUAAUCCAUAAGGGUAAUAUGUGUUUGCAAAUAGAAUUAGGGGAAUUAUAACUACAUUGUAUUGUAGGGUACUAAUAAAUAUUUUUUCUGUUAAAACAGUAUAUUAAUGUUAUUCAUAUAAGAGUGAAUUAAGGUGUACAAUGAAUGCAAGUCACAGAAUGUAUCAUAUCUCAAGAAAGACUUUUCAUUCUUUGUACUCAAUGUUAAUUUAAGAAAGCCAAGUGAAGUUACAAGGCGGUCAGAUCAGAUUAGAAUGAAGUGUGAGCAAAUUUACAGUUCAGAUUCAAAUUCUAAGCGAGUCAAAAAAGA